This is a messenger RNA of Caenorhabditis bovis, 2622 nucleotides long. Lineage: Eukaryota; Metazoa; Nematoda; Chromadorea; Rhabditida; Rhabditidae. The record is from the annotation of a GenBank genome assembly.
AUGUGGUCCAGUACAACGUUGCCGAGGUCGCGGCCCAUGGAUCCGCCGCCUCCUCCACCACCACACAAAGCGACAACAUUACAGAGGCAUUCAUCGAAAAGUGUGGAUGUGAACAAAUUGAAAAAUGACAUUGAAAUGUUGUCAAAACAAUUGGAAAUUGUGAAAGCAAGGCUCGAAUCCGCUUUAUCUGAAAACGACGGGACGGAUAGUGGAACUAUCAGAUCAAGAGAUGACUCAACAGAUUCGAGACUCUCUACUGCACUUUUUUCGUCCCCGUCGCAAGAGUCCUGUGGUCAUACUCCUACGCCACAACCCACCGAGGCGACAUUAGGUAAUAGCCACCAACUUCAAGAAAACUUCGGAACUCACAAAUUCGGAUAUCUGCUCGACAAUGAUGAUUUUUUGAAAAAUCGAAGAUUCAUUGGGCUUUGCAAACCUCUAUCAUUAUCUGCUUCACAUCUGGUACAAAUUGACGAACAAAAGCAAGCAGUUAAAAGGUUGUCCGUAUGUUUGCCGCAUUCCUCAAAAGUAAUGAAUUCUAUCAAACGGAGGGAAACUUUCAGCAAAAUUGAUGAAAUUACAAAGGAAGUUCAGAACAGAAUAGCAAAAGUUAAAAGAACUGAGUCAUUAUCAAUGACAAUCGGAAGGAAUCCACCUGUUCCUCCUCCAAAACCAAAUCGAACAUUCCUCGAGAAUUCAUCUCAAAUCAAUGUUCUAGAAGAUGGAUUCAAAAACCACACACUGAAUAAAACGAAAGCACAUAUAUCCUCAUAUUCUAUGUCAUCUAUUGCAUUUUUGUCAAUGUGCAGUCAUCGUGAAUUCGUCGAUGCUAUCAAUAAACGGUUUACACAAGGACAGUGUUGGUUCUCCCGCGGAGGCCAAUUAUUUUUUGUGAAUCCGUUCAAUGAUAUUUCGACACCACAAAGCUCCUCAUACUCCGUCAUUCCAACUAUCACAUCAUCUUUAUUUGAAACCAGAGACUCUUCUAUAUUUUUGCGUGGGGUAUCGGGAUCUGGCAAAUCGCAUAUUGCUGAAAUGAUAUGCAUUGAUAUUGUUAAUCGAUAUGACACUAAGGGAAGUUUGACGGCCUUAUUAAAACAUGCCUUAAAUGCCUUGAGGCCUUUUAUUUCUGCAAAUUCAGCAUAUAAUAAUCAAUGCUCAAAAAUGGCUCUUCAUUAUUAUUUUCAAACUCGUGAGAAUCGCUUAACCAAAAUCCAAUUUCGUCAUUUCCCAAUUGAAGCAAUUAGCCGAGGGUGUCGAGCCAACAUCUUUGCGAUUGUCGCGAAUGAUUUAAAGGAAGAAGAGAAAGUUGCUCUGCGAAUAUCUGGGUUUCGUCUUCGCGAGAAUACUAGUGUAUAUGGCGAAUUUGAUGACAUUCGAAAUUCGUUAACAAUUCUUGGCGUCAACGUUUCUGAUAUUCUAAAAAUUGUAGCUGCAUGCAUUUUAUUGAAUAACAUUAGCUUCAAUAAAAGCUCAUCAUGUAAAGAUAUUGACAACUUAGCAGAUAUGGAGGAUGCAAGCGCGCUUCUCGGCAUUUCCGCAUUGGCUUUGUAUAAACAUAUUGUAACAGAAUCAACAGCAAAAAAUUUAGAGAGCAGGGUAGUUCGCGACAAUUUUGUAAUUGCGAUUUAUUCAAGAAUGAUUCAUUUCUUGAUUGAAAGAAUCAAUAUCGUCUUGGACAACUUUUCAGAUAGUUAUGAUCAGACAAGUGUUGUAACCGAUUCAGGUAUCAGUGUAGGAACAUCGAACGAAAUUAAUCACAAUGUUCACGUCAUUGACCUUCCUGGUUACAUACGAGGACCUCAAAACUCAUUAAACGAGCUUCUCGUUAACUCAUUGAAUGACAUCAUACAGUGUACUGAUUCUGACGCGAUGCACGAAUUUUUGCGAAGUGUCGAUUCGGCGACGUUUGAAGCAGGCGAAGAGGAAUUUAAACCAAAAACGAUGAAGCAUUGCGCGGAAAAUUUCGAAGUAAAUUAUGACUAUCGUUCAAUGAUAGAAAGGAAUUUGAAUGUUGUGAAAAGCGAACUGGUGUUCCUUUUUGAUUAUAGAUCAUGCACAUUCCCAUUUGCUGUUAGUCUCUUUGAAAAUGAUAUUGAAAAAAUGAUAAUUGAACCUGAAUACUCUCCAUCAGCAAUUAAUUGGCCAUUUGACGGCAAGACAAUUAUUCAGAGACUUUUUGAAAAUAUUCAUGCAAUUAAAAUGGAGACUAUGAACUCAAUCUCGCAACAGAUUAUAUGCCUCAAAUCAAAUGAAUCACUUGAGUACGCGAAAAUACACGACAAUGGAUUAGGAUAUCAGUUAAGCCUUUAUAGAACAGUCGCUUCAAAUUCGUGCUCAUCAUCAAUGAGACCAAAAUCCACUGUAAGUCAGAGUAGAGCAUUUAAAGUUCCACCUCCAAGAUCAUAUGCCAUUCGAGCCGGAACUAAACACUAUUUUCCUCAGAGAAGAAAUAUCCUUAUUGAUUUUCAAGAUUCCUCAACUGGUGUUAUGCUCCGAGCAGGAGAAAUUGUCAAAGCAUUGGGCUUCUCUGGCGAAUGCUACCUUGUUGAGACUUCCCGUCGCUCCAGAGCUAUUAUUCCAAUGUCAUUUACAGAGAAGAGUGUGAUACCAAAAAACUAA